UUUAUGUAAAGUCUCAAUCUAAAAAACCAUAUCGUAUUUUAUGAAUGCACAUCGUAGAGUACGCGAAUUAUUUGGAUGUUGAAAUUCAUCCACUACCAACAACAUGGCGAGGAGAGGAAAAUCGAGAACGAGUAAACCUCAAGCUGUUUUUAACAAUAAUAAGAGAAGAAAAGCUUCAGAAAACAAAUUGUUACAAUCCUACGAUGAGAAAAAUGAGGAUUCGUUUUUCGAUGAUGAAUUAGACGAAGAAAACGAUACCGGAUACCAAGUCGGCGUGAAUUCAGACGACGACGAAGAGAUUGAUAGUGAUGAAGCUUUCGAUGAAGAUGAUGAGAAAAAGUUUUCAGAUUGGUCUUUCAGUGCCUCUAAAGCUAAAAAUGUUCCCCAGAGAAAAUCAACUCAGCCGGGGACACAUAAAAAGAAAGAAAGUAUUUCUUUAAAUGAAAGUGAAGAUCAGAAUGAGCAAUCGGAAAGCGAAGAUGAUGAAGGAGCUAGUAUUGAUGAAAACGAGAUGGUCGAUUUAGACACAAUACUAGAUCAGCCGAGUUCUAGUGAAGAAGAUAAUGAUGAAAACCCUUCUAAAGAUACGGAGCAGAAGCAUCAUUUACAGCACAAUGAAGGUAUCAUUGAAAGCGACGAUUCUUCAGAGGAUGAAUCUAAUUCUUCUGAUGAAGAUGAAAAUCUUGAAGAGAGCGAUGUCAGCAGCUCUGAAGGUGAAGAGUCUAGUGAUGAUGAAGAAAAUGAUGAGAAGUUGGAUAAUUUGAAGAAGUACAUUGACAGUUUAAAUGAUAAGCGAAAGGCUCAAGCAUAUCCUGAAGAUGAUGAAGAUCAAGAAAAAACUGUUGAAAAGAAACGUGUCAAGCACAAUCCUAUUGAAUUUAACCGUGAAUCUGAAUUCAAUUUGGUUGGAAAUGAAGAUGGGAAGAUUGGACUUUCUGAUCUAUUAGAGUCCGUUCAAGUUGACAAUAGGUUGAAAUCGUCCUUGAGACCUUUAAUUAGUGAGUCCUCGGCUGUGUCAGCUUCAAAGCUGGAUGCCCCCUUGGCAAAGCCCAUACAAGAUCGUUUGGAGAGACAAGCAGCCUAUGAGCAAUCGAAAGAAGAUCUUGAAAAAUGGAAACCUAUCGUUUCGGAUAAUAGAAAGGCAGAUCAGUUGGUAUUUCCUAUGAAUGAGAGUGCGCGUCCGGCGCCGAGUAGCGCUGCGUUAGCUUCUAGUUACAAUCCGGAAACUAAGAUCGAGAAGAAGUUAGACACGGCAUUAGUUGAUGCAGGGCUUAAAGAUGAAGAAUCCUUGAAAAAGCAAGAAGAACUUACUUUGAAUAAACUUUCGGUUGAAGAAGUAGCCGAAAGGACACGUCGUUUGCGUUUCAUGAGAGAACUUAUGUUCCGAGAAGAACGGAAAGCCAAGCGUGUUUCCAAGAUUAAAAGUAAAGCAUACCGGAAACAUUUAAAGAAACGAAAAGAAAAAGAAGAAUCUCUCUUGCCGAAAACGGAGGAGGAUUUGGAAGCUGAGCGUCUUAAAGCUGAGGAGAACCGUGCUAAAGAAAGAAUGACUCAGCGUCAUAAAAACAACAGUGCUUGGACUCGAAAAAUGCUUGAACGUGCAAAUCAUGGUGAAGGAACUAGGGAAGCAGUCAUGGAGCAAAUUAGAAAAGGAGACGAAUUAACACAAAGAAUUAGUGGUCAAACGGACGUCGACGGUGUUGACUAUAAUUCUGACGAUGGUUUAGAAAGUGCGGACGAUGUUUCCCGUGCUUUUGAUGGCGUAAGAGAGACUCAAGAGCCUGAACUGAAAGGAGUUUUGGGUAUGAAAUUUAUGCGAGAUGCUUCUAAAGCGAAAGCUCGGCAAGUGGAAGAUGAUAUGAAAGCUUUUGAAACUGAAUUGGCCAAUAUACCUGAUGGUGACGCUUCAGAUACAGUGAAAACUGAGAAUACCGGUGUUCUGGUAGGAAACAACGAAGGACGUCGAUCAUUUGCACCUUCUAAGGAAGCAUUGAACGAAGUCCGAGCAGAACGGAAGAAUCCUUUCUUAACCACUUCUCAAAAAGAACAACUCGAUAAAGCUGAAAAAGCUACUAAGAAGGAAAAGAAAAAAAACAAUAAGAAAGAUAACAAAGAAGUAGAAGAUUUUGUGACGGAUGAUACGAAGAAUCCAUGGUUACAAACCUCUCGACAACGGAAACCUAACUUGGCAGAUGUUAACAAAAAUAGCUCAAAAACUGAGAAACUUGCUCACAAGAUGAAUACUGAUAAGGUAAAGUCAUUACAAGAAUUAGUACAUGAACCUGAAAUUCAGCCCGACAGAGUAUUCAACGAAACUUCUUUUCAGAGCGAGUCAGAGCAGGAUUCAGAUCAAGAAGUGCCCACAUUGAAACCUACAAAAGGCAAGGUUGCUAUUCAACAAAGGGAGUUAGUUGCCAGGGCUUUUGCUGGAGACGAUGUGGUUGCGGAAUUUGAGAAGGAUAAAGAGGAUUGGAUUAAUGAGGAUGCACCAAAAGAAGAAGACCAAACUUUACCUGGUUGGGGUUCUUGGACAGGCUCCGGAGUUAAAAAGAAGUCAACUAAGCCAAAAGCUGUAAAGAAAAUCGCAGGGCUGGACCCCUCCAAGCGAAAAGAUGCCAAGUUACAACAUGUUAUUAUUAAUGAAAAACGCAACAAAAAAGCAGCUAAACUUACCGCUGAUAGUGUUCCAUUUCCAUUUGAGUCUCGCGAACAAUAUGAAAGAGCUCUCAACUUACCAAUGGGUCCUGAAUGGACAACCAGAGCCUCUCAUCAUAAAGCCGUGGCUCCCAGGACUGUCACAAAACGGGGUAAGGUUAUCCAGCCACUUAAAGCGCCAAAAUAGGCUCGUUUGGAUGCGACUGUAUUGUGGGUUUUUAUCGUUCUUCUUGGGCUUCUCUGUUUUGACAAUUUAUCGUAUAGAGAGUUGUGAUAGAUGUAUUAUAACAAUUUAGAUUAGGGUAAAAUGGGUUUUAGGAAACAUAAUAAAGAGUUUGGUAAGCAUAACGCAUCGAAGGAUUCUAUGAACUUUACAUGAAAAAGCGAAAUAAAAAAUUCUUAAAUUACUAACAUGGCGGAUAUCCGUUUCACAACAACCACCGACAACAACAUUGCCGUCAUUUAAUUUAGAGUAUUCAAAAGAUGAGUCAGCCCAUUCCUCGGGAGAGGGAGCAGGCUUCACUUCAGAGGUGAGAGAUGUGGUAUAAGGAUUAGGAAAACCACGGCCGUCAGGGUAGAGCAUCACAGUUUUGUCAGCAUGGCCUUUAAAAAGAUCCGAGAGGGUGCUAGUGAUGGUGGGAAGUAAACUAAUGUGACAGCAAUUGACACCAACACCCCAGAUAUAUUCAGAAUUUGUGUCUAGAAGAGCAGUAAGAAUUUGUUUCACACGAUCAAGACUUUUCAAAUCGGGACAAGUGCUAGUAAUCCAGCAUCGCUUGUUCCAACCCUUGAAGUCAGUCAAAAGCUUGUGCAAGGCAAGAGCCUCAGUGAUGUGUGGAAGACUUUCAAACGCCAAAUAGUCAAUUUGCUUAAAGGCUUCUGGGUUAGAAGACUGAAACUGCUCAAGGCGCUUUUUGUGAAAGUUGUAGAGCAUAUCGAAAUCGCCAGGUUUAUCGUAAACCAUGCGGUAUUCCAUGGCUCCUGGAAUGGUUGCGGCAUGGCUACCCAGAGUAAGAGCAACGUAUUUUUUAGGAAGCUUAACUUCCUCUCUGGCUUGCAGGGCAAGGGCCAUACUGCGGGAGUAAACUUCCAAGAGAGGGACCUUUUCAACUUGCUCGUCAUAAAUUGAUUCAUCAAGCUGGUAGGUAAAAGUGCUGAUAAUGUCACAUACUUGAAGAUAAUCUUUAUGGUGUUGUAAGACUUCCUUUGGAAAUUGCACAAGCGCUUCUGAAGUCCAAAGUCUUGAUGUCUCUAGUUUUUCAACUGGGAUCUUUGAUAGAAUGGAAGUAGAACCUGCGUCUAAAACAAGCAUUUUUUAUUUUAACAAAUCGAAAUCGAAC
This is a messenger RNA of Schizosaccharomyces octosporus yFS286, 3995 nucleotides long. Its product is annotated as U3 snoRNP protein Utp14. The transcript has 3 exons. The coding region runs from base 104 to 2842 and encodes 912 amino acids. Gene Ontology annotation, cellular component: small-subunit processome; nucleolus. The record is from RefSeq and is a predicted model, not a curated record. Lineage: Eukaryota; Fungi; Ascomycota; Schizosaccharomycetes; Schizosaccharomycetales; Schizosaccharomycetaceae. Gene Ontology annotation, biological process: rRNA processing.